Molecule: messenger RNA, 661 nt
Organism: Chlamydomonas reinhardtii
Lineage: Eukaryota; Viridiplantae; Chlorophyta; Chlorophyceae; Chlamydomonadales; Chlamydomonadaceae
Exons: 1
Coding region: 106-288 (60 amino acids)
Source: RefSeq, a predicted model, not a curated record
GGAGUUAGUCUUCUAAGCACAGUACGGUAUGCCAUUUGACAUGGACAUACAGAAAUGUGCCCAACUGGGACACAGGCGCCCAGGCCUACCUCCACACUGUGCCCCAUGAAUGCAAGUGCCUGGGUUCCGUGGCCAGCUGUGUUUCUUUGUCCCUGCCUGAGACCGGCUGCCGCCUUUGCCUCCCACCCUGUCUGUGCGGCUGUGCCUUCCCCUGUCUGUGCGUGGGCCUGCCUACCCUGCCUGUGCCUCCCCGGGCCUUCCUGGGGUGGGCGGUUCCGUUUCGAGUGAAUAGCGUCAAGGGACGAAUUCGCUCGAGGUCAUGGGUUCGACCCCCAUACACCCCUCCGAUUUCAAUCGGAAUGAAUAGACUACGGACAUGCAGUGGGCUGGAUGAGUUUAUGCCUUAGUUGAUUUGACUGAAUUCAGUCCGGAAGGUUUGCUGCGGACUCCAAAAAAUUGAGUAGUUCUGGUUGGUCGGGUGAUUGAGCAUGGUCCUAGCACUCGAUGUUAGGAGCAGAACCGGAGGUAAAUGGAGCUCUUACGAGAGCAAGCCUACUACUAGAGUAGGUCGUCGGCGAUGCAGGUGGCACGUCCCUGAGGUCCAGAGCAGAUGUCGCUCGUGACUCGCGUCAGCAAGUCCCUCUUGUAACCAAUGCAAUCU